Pichia kudriavzevii is the source of this 894-nucleotide messenger RNA. RefSeq lists its product as uncharacterized. Gene Ontology annotation, molecular function: RNA 7-methylguanosine cap binding; hydrolase activity. NCBI's taxonomy places the organism in Eukaryota, Fungi, Ascomycota, Pichiomycetes, Pichiales, Pichiaceae. Bases 1 to 894 code for a protein of 297 amino acids. Gene Ontology annotation, biological process: deadenylation-dependent decapping of nuclear-transcribed mRNA. The transcript has a single exon. Gene Ontology annotation, cellular component: P-body; nucleus. The record is from RefSeq and is a predicted model, not a curated record.
AUGACAGCUGAAAACAUUGUCAGACAAUUUCAGUAUACAAGGGUGUUAGAGGAAGACCCGCUUCUUAAGAGGGUGGUUCUCUUAGGAAAAAUUGGAGAUGCAGACGCCAUUCUUACACUUGAGAAAACAUACUUUACUAAUAUAACGAAACCAGGAGACUAUUUAGUGGAGGUUUCAGAAAUUGCAAAUAACGAUGUCUAUCAUUGGGGAAGUACUCUCACCAAACCAGAUUCUUUUGAAAACCCAUCGUGUAAGUACAACCUGAUAUACCCUGCAACUGAAACUCAUAUUCGUAAAUAUGAAAAGGCCACAUUACACAUGGUAAGGGAGACCCCUGAAGCUUAUGAGAGAAUUGUCAAACCUUACGUUGAAUCUAUGAAGGGAGAUAGAUUACAGUGGGUAAGGAAUAUAUUGUACAACGGGGCUGAAGCUGAACGUAUUCUGUUUAAGAAUGACGAUUACAUUAUUUUACCCGACAUGAAGUGGGAUGGGAAAGACAUUGGUUCCUUGUAUUGUUGUUGUAUCGUAUACGAAGCUAAUAUCUCUUCCGUUAGAGAUUUAAACGAGUCGCAUAUCGAUUACUUAAAGAAAAUCCGUGAGAGUAUUCUUACCGAAAUUCCAAAGGUCUACAAAAGCCACGGGCUUUUACGGGACAGUUUAAGGCUUUACGUUCAUUAUCAGCCAUCUUACUACCACUUCCAUAUACACGUGGUUAACAGCAACUUUUUUGGCCUUGCCAACUCUAUGUUGGUUGGCAAAGCAAUUCUAUUAGACGAUAUAAUUGAUAAUCUUUAUUUUCUUGGGGAUAAAGGAUAUGGGCAAAAGACUCUCUGCUACCAAAUGAAAGAAACCCAUGCACUUUGGAACCUUGGUAUGAAAGAGUAUAGCCAGUAG